Molecule: messenger RNA, 965 nt
Organism: Suillus subaureus
Lineage: Eukaryota; Fungi; Basidiomycota; Agaricomycetes; Boletales; Suillaceae
Exons: 3
Coding region: 178-894 (238 amino acids)
Source: RefSeq, a predicted model, not a curated record
AUCCUCUUUCAUGUUCCAGGACCACGCCAUAUCUCUGGCGAUGUUGCAGCCGCGAACUCACUCGCUGUCCGCAUUGCGCAACUUCUUGAUAUCAACCCCACCAAACAACCCCUCCCUAUAUCACAGUAUGCCGGUAUCUGAUCGUAACCCCAAAAUUAUCUCUCCUAAAGCACGAUCAUGGUCUACUAUGCGUACAUUGACAACAUCAGCAACAGUUACUCCUCGCGAUAUGUAGCUGUCUUCGCCAGCCGUGCAGUUGCUGACGAGUGGUGGCGUGCCGUGUCCACUUCCACCAAUACGAGGUACUCGGACAGUGUCAGGCGUGUUGCCCCCCAGUUCUUUACCCACGACGCCAGCAAAGCCAACGCCGCCUCAUCCAUCACUGACACCCAAGUCGCAUCUAGUUUCUUUGGCAAAGUGUUUUUCACGCUGCUGCCAAAUAAAUGCGGAUUGAGCGUCAUUCCGAUUCUAGAUUUCGCGGAUCAUGUUAGCGGGAACUCAUUUUUCAUCCGCUCCAGAGUCUCUCCUAACGAGUACUGGUACUGUCCUGGAUCGUCGACAGGCAACGUCACGCCUCACUCCCAAGUUUAUGUGUCACGUACUGAGCGUACCCGCUUCCGCGUCCGUCUCAUCGAUGAGUGCAAGGACACUACAGGGACCAUCAUGAUUGGCUCUGACAAGAUUGCUAUCGCCUUAACUUGUACCAACCUAUUUAUCAGAGUCUCCCAAACCGGCUUUUUGUUCGUUUCGAAAAGCCCUGACCCAGAGUUGAAGUUCGGUGACCUUGUAAACGGGUUCGGGGUAAUAAAUCCCUUGCUGGAAAAUGAGGAUCAUUACAAGAAUGUAAAGGAACUCUUCAAGAUGGAUGAUGAGGAAGAGUGGGAACUUGCUUGAGCUAGUAUCAUUUGACUAUUGACAAAGCACUUGCAUAUGAACGCGAAGUUGGCUUUUACUUUUAUGAUGGG